This is a messenger RNA of Bactrocera latifrons, 2478 nucleotides long. It is a transcript of the gene gb, whose product is annotated as Y+L amino acid transporter 2. The transcript is spliced from 7 exons. Gene Ontology annotation, biological process: amino acid transmembrane transport. Bases 1 to 1566 code for a protein of 521 amino acids. NCBI's taxonomy places the organism in Eukaryota, Metazoa, Arthropoda, Insecta, Diptera, Tephritidae. Gene Ontology annotation, cellular component: membrane. Gene Ontology annotation, molecular function: L-amino acid transmembrane transporter activity. The record is from RefSeq and is a predicted model, not a curated record.
AUGCGCGCCGCAAGCGACUUACAAUCACCCACCAGCGAAAUGGUGYUAUUAACACCAGCCAGUGAAACGGCGCCAAGUGCUACAACAGAAAAUGCCACCGUUGCGGGGAUGAGYAAUGGYGGKGUUGGUGGACAACGUGAAGGAUCCGCUGAAUCGAAUACCAGCGCUGUGCGUAUGAAGAAACAGUUGGGCUUACUUGAAGGUGUUGCUAUCAUAUUGGGUAUAAUCUUUGGUUCGGGCAUUUUUAUAUCGCCCAAAGGUGUGAUACGUGAAGUAGAAGCGGUGGGCACUUCACUUAUUAUUUGGGUGUUAUGCGGUUUGUUGUCGAUGAUUGGCGCGCUUUGUUAUGCCGAACUGGGCACGGCGAUUCCAAAAUCCGGUGGUGAUUAUGCGUAUAUUCUCGAAGCGUAUGGCUCGUUACCCGCUUUUCUCUACCUAUGGGAUGCAAUGAUGAUCUUUGUYCCUACAACGAAUGCCAUUAUGGGCCUCACCUUCGCCUCGUAUGUGCUGCAGCCCUUCUUCGACAAUGAGUGCAGCAUACCGGAGGGUGCAUUACAACUGCUAGCCGCUGUAACCAUCUGCUUCCUGACCUACCUCAAUUCGUGUUAUAUGAAAGUAACGACGAAAAUGCAAAAUGUAAUUAUGUUCACUAAAAUAGCAGCUUUGGUGCUAAUUAUCAUUGUGGGCGUAGUUUGGAUGUGCAUGGGUCACGUGCAGAACUUUGACAAACCCUUUGAAAACACACAGACCGAUCCCGGAAAACUGUCGGUUGCCUUCUACUCGGGCAUUUUCUCCUAUGCCGGCUGGAAUUACUUGAAUUUCAUGACAGAAGAACUGCGUGACCCAUAUAAAAAUCUGCCACGCGCUAUCUACAUUUCAUUGCCACUGGUUACGGCUAUUUAUGUGCUCGCUAAUAUGGCCUAUUUGGCGGUGUUGGCGCCCGCGGAAAUGAUUGCCUCCGAUGCCAUAGCAGUGUCCUUUGGCAACCGUGUGUUGGGUCUAUGGUCCUUCAUUAUACCCAUUAUGGUGGCGAUAUCGGCUUUUGGCGGGCUCUCGGUGCAUAUAAUGACUUCCUCGCGGAUGUGUUUUGUGGGUGCGCGCAACGGUCACAUGCCAGCCAUCUUGUCCAACAUCAGUGUCAAGCAAUUUACGCCGGUGCCAUCGCUGGUCUUUUUGUGCAUUUUGUCCAUUAUCAUGCUCGUCGUGAGCGAUGUUUAUGUGCUCAUCACUUACAGCAGCAUAGUGGAGUCGUUUUUCAUAAUGCUUUCGGUGUCGGCGGUGUUGUUCUUCCGCUAUACUCGCCCCGAUAUGGAACGUCCAAUUAAGGUUUCGCUUUGGAUUCCAGCUGUGUUUGUUGUGAUAUGUGCCUUUCUGGUGAUCGUGCCUGUCUAUGUAGCCCCCUAUGAAGUGGGUAUGGGUGUUCUGAUAACGGUUGUAGGUGUGCCGUUCUACUACGUUGGUGUUGUGUGGAAGGAUAAGCCAAAGAUUUUACAGUCUGCAAUUAACCAAUUCACUUACGCGUGCCAAAAAAUGUUUAUGACAGCCAAAGAGGAGAAAUACGAAUGAUUCCUAUGUUAGAUAAAUACAAUAAUCUUCAUUUCAUUUCCCAUUUGCUUAUUUAUUGCUAUUUUAUGUUGUUGUUGUUUAGUUUUCAAAGAUUAAUACUCACCAAAUAACAUUUUCGUAUGUAUGAAAUUCUGUACAUAUACAAUAGUUUAGGUAUAUAAUUAACAGUGCUUGAUAUAAAGUUGUAAAAUUAAAAAAAAUAUAAUGCUAACGAUGUACCGUAAGCUUUUUGCAGUUUAUAUUUUAUUAUGGCAUUUAAAACUUUUUAAUUAUUGGAAUUGUGUCACAAAACCGUUUCUAAUGCCACUCUACAAAACCUAACCUUAAAUUUGCGCUAWAAAGAUGUUUCACUUGUUCAUAAAAUAAUUGUCCUGCUUUUUCUCUUUCACGUAUUCUUUUUUUAUAUAAGAACUUAUGAUUACAUAUAUUUAAUGGUUUUAUAAUUUAUUUAUUAUAAAUUAUAAAGUUCAAUCGAAAUAUAUUAGUUUAAGUUAUAAAUUGCUUAGAAAACAUGUCUUCGGCGAAGUAAUCGCCUACCGAUAAGUUAGUUGAUGGGCAUUUUCUUUUAACGAAUUGUUUAACAAUCACUUACAAAAUAUUGUAUGUCUUUAGUAAUGCAUUUUGGUUAAAAUAAAAUUACUUUCACACAGGGUUGCUAAUAAGGCAUUCAAAAAAUAAUUGAAUUAACAUUUCACAUCAAGUGUAGGCAACCUAAAAGAGUAACGGAUUUCAUUCUGGUAUACCAAAGGAACAUAAUUGGUCUUUGCCUGCCAGACUAACCUAACCUAACCUAAMAUAUUUUUUAUUUUGUAAUCCCGUAUAUCUUAACUAAACUAAUUUUUAACCUUUUAAUCCCAAAUACCGGGUUUAAAAAACUUUAAUUCCAAAUACAAAUAUAAAGAAAUAUUUUAA